GCCCAUGACUGGAGACAGCCAAACACCCCCCUCUCAGACUGCCAGGCUUGGCCUGGCACUGCUCCCAGUCCAGCUUCCCACAAGGGUCUGUGACUGGGGAGUGCCCAGGGGACAAGCAGGGCCGACUUCUCAGCCCUAGGACAUUAAGCAGCUUGCCCGUGGGUGCCUGGGGUCAGGAGCUGCCAUGCUCAGCCCCUCUGAUAGGGAGAGCAGCAGCAGCAGCAGCAGCCCCAGCGUGCUGAGCCUCGGGGCCGGGAGCAGGGAAGACGGGGAGCCAGAGGGAGAGGAGAAAAUCUGUGCUGUGUGCGGCGACCGAGCUACUGGCUACCACUUCCAUGUCAUGACCUGCGAGGGCUGCAAGGGCUUCUUCAGGCGGUCGAUCAGCAAGGGCGUGUGCUUCACCUGCCCCUUCACCCGCAACUGCACCAUCACCAAAGCCAAGCGCCGGCAGUGCCAAGCCUGCCGCCUCCAGAAGUGCCUGGCUGUGGGCAUGAGGAAGGACAUGAUCAUGUCAGAAGAGGCUCUGCAGAUGCGCCGGGUCCUGCGGAAGAGGAAGCAGCAGGAGCGGGAGCCGGCGGGGGUGCCAGCAGAGCUGACAGAGGAGCAGGAGCAGCUCAUCAGCAUCCUCAUCGAGGCCCACAAGAGGCACUUCGACUCUGGCUUCUCCCAGUUCGCGCAUUGCCGGCCUCCGGUGCGAUUGUACAUCCACAGCCUGAGCCCUCAGAACCCACAGGAGCCCAGGGUUCCCCAUGUCCUGCAGGGGCUCUCCCAGCCUCAGGAGGGCGGCCCUCGGGCCCCCUUGCAGAGCCUGCCAGGGGACAUGCUGCCUGACAUCUUCUCCAUGCUGCCCCACUUUGCCGACCUCAGCACCAUCCUCAUCCAGCAAGUGAUCAAAUUUGCCAAGGAGAUCCCAGCCUUCAGGAGUUUGCCGAUUGAUGACCAGAUCUCGCUUCUCAAAGGCGCCACUUUGGAGAUCUGCCAGAUCCAGUUCAACACAAUCUUCAACGAGGAGACCAAGGUCUGGGAGUGCGGCCAGCACUGCUACACCAUCCAAGACGGCGCCCUGGCUGGGUUCCAGCAGAUCUACCUGGAGCCGCUGCUCAAGUUCCACAUCAGUCUGAGGAAGCUGAGGCUGCACGAGGCUGAGUACGUCCUGCUGCUGGCCAUCGCCCUGUUCUCGCCUGACCACCCUGGCAUCACCCAGCACCACACCGUCGACCAGCUGCAGGAGAAGAUGGCUCUCACGCUGAAGAGCUACAUUGACCAACGGCACCCACUGCCCGAAGGCAGGCUCCUCUACGCAAAGCUGCUCUUGCUGCUGACCGAGCUGCGGACGCUCAAGGUGGAGAACACACGGCAGAUCCUGCACAUCCAGGACCUGACCGCCAUGACGCCGCUGCUCUCCGAGAUCAUCAGCUAGAGCCCGGAGUCAGGACCUGCUGGCUGGCCUGGCCCUCCUCGCUGGGGCCAGGAUCCCACUGGACCAGGGGCCCCCUGGCUGGGGUGGGUACCCUACUGGACAGGGCCUCCCAUCGGUGGGGCUGGGACCCCACUGAACUGAGCCCCCCUCACUGGGGCCAGGACCCCACUGGACCGGGCCUCCCCUUGCUGGGGCUGGGACCCCACUGGACCGGGCCUCCCCUUGCUGGGGCCGGGACCCCACUGGACCGGGAACCUCCCCCCAGCUACUUUCCAAGCCCAUCUGCUGCCCCCCAGGAGCUCAAGGACUCCUCGGCUGAGCCCUGCAGCCGGAUCCAGCCGCCCGAUCUUGUUGCUCCUGCCUUGUUGAUCCUCUCCCCUCCACUCAGCGAAUCCAACCCGCUCUCAGCUCCAGGGGGCCUGGGCUGGCUGUGGCUCCGAGGAAUCAAAACCAACCCCUUGGCUCAGCUGAGCCCCUGCCCAGCCAGCACCGCUUGUGCAGAGCAGCCCAGGGACACGGCUGAAAUGGGCCAGAACCAGCCUGCGUCUGGACCAGAUAUGAGCCUGAUGCUUGAGCCCAGGUAGGCCCAGAUGCUGGAUGCUGCAGCCAGGCAGGGGUGGGACUGGGCAUGUGGCCAUUCGGUUCCACCUGCGGCCUCGGGGGCUCUAGCCCUUCUGCCCAGUGUCACCUUGGGCCAGCGUCUGCACCAGAGCCUAGCCAGGCCCAGCGCUGGGAGCAGGAGCACUGGGUAUGGCUGAGAGUGAGACACCAAGUGGGAAGGGGAGUCAGACCCACGAGUGGGGCAGACCCUGUGAUUCUCCAGGGCCUGCUCUGAGCCCAGUAGGCAGCGUGGGGCUGCCCACUGCCGCUCACAAGCCUAGAGGAGCACCCAGUCCAGGAUGUGCCAGCGCCUGCAGCCAGCCUGGCAAGACAGCCUGGCAUGAGGCCUGCAUCCCCCAGCCCUGUGUGGGGCCUGCCCUUCAGCCCCCCAACCCUGACCCUUGCCUCUGUGUGGGGCCUUCCCCCUGGUCCAAAGCCUGUGCCUUGGCAGUGCCCCACCGCAGCACUGCCUCCUGCCCUAUACAGAGCCUGCCCCCCUCUAUACAGGUCCUGGCCCUCAGCCCUGACCCAUCCCACAGGGAAUGCCCCCCUCAGUCCUGCCCCCCCAAUUCAGGGCCUGCCCCUUGACCCUGCCCCACCCUAGGACAAGAUCAGCCUGCUGGCCACACAGGAUUGACCCUUUUAAACAGGAAAACUGAGGCACCAAGCAGUGCUGUGACUUGAGCCUCUGGCCGUUGGUUUCUCAGCCUGGCUCUGCUCCCAAGGGCCGUGGCUCUAGCUGCCAGGAGCCGAAAAGUGCUGCCAGCGUAGCCGAGAGGGGCCCAGCUGGGGAGCCAGGGAGAUCAUGCCCACUUGCCCGGCUGCCCUUGUAGGGUGGACAAGGUCAUAUUGGCUGGGUCCCUCGUGUCUCUGGACAUGGGGAGGGUGUUUGUUUGAGGCCUGUUGCUGGAGUUGUGAGUGCUCAGCAUAGGCCAGUGCCCAGGGGCCCUGGGGUCAGAGGGCACAGAACCCAGGUGUCCUAUCUGUCCCAGGUGCGGCCAUUUACUCUAGUGAGGCACUCUCAGUGUCUGUUU
Messenger RNA from Gopherus flavomarginatus (Mexican gopher tortoise), 3054 nucleotides. RefSeq names its product nuclear receptor subfamily 1 group I member 3 (gene NR1I3). The record is from RefSeq and is a predicted model, not a curated record. Bases 185 to 1420 code for a protein of 411 amino acids. The transcript has 9 exons. Gene Ontology annotation, molecular function: zinc ion binding; nuclear receptor activity; RNA polymerase II cis-regulatory region sequence-specific DNA binding. Gene Ontology annotation, biological process: negative regulation of transcription by RNA polymerase II; cell differentiation; positive regulation of transcription by RNA polymerase II. NCBI's taxonomy places the organism in Eukaryota, Metazoa, Chordata, Testudines, Testudinidae.